Molecule: messenger RNA, 4267 nt
Organism: Meriones unguiculatus (Mongolian gerbil)
Lineage: Eukaryota; Metazoa; Chordata; Mammalia; Rodentia; Muridae
Product: zinc finger protein 431-like
Exons: 5
Coding region: 132-1433 (433 amino acids)
Biological process (GO): regulation of transcription by RNA polymerase II
Molecular function (GO): DNA-binding transcription factor activity; RNA polymerase II cis-regulatory region sequence-specific DNA binding
Source: RefSeq, a predicted model, not a curated record
GUUCUUCCGGGUGUCUUGCUGCAGGUUCCGCUCAGUAGCUGAGCAACUUUGGAGUGGUUUUGCCUGUUGCGCUCUGAGCGCUGCGGCUGGAUGCUGCGAGGGGGAGCUCAGGCAAGCCCCGAAGUCCCGGCAUGGAUACAGUGACCUAUGAUGAUGUUUAUGUGAACUUCACUCGGGAAGAGUGGGCUCUGCUGGAUCCUUUCCAGAAGAGUCUCUACAAAGAUGUGAUGCUGGAAACCUACAGGAAUCUCAUGGCUAUAGGCUAUAAUUGGGAAUACCACACUAUUGAAGAACAUUGUCAAAGACCUAGAAGACAUAUAAGACAUGAAAGAACACAUACUGGAGAGAAACCUUAUGAGUAUAAUCAAUGUGGUAAAGCCUUUGCACUUCACAGUCAUCUUCAAAGUUAUGAAAUAAUUAAUACUGGAGAAAAACGUAAUAAAAAUAUUCAAUAUGGUAAAGCCUUUGCAUAUCACAGUAGUCUCCAAACACAUAAAAGGGCACGUACUAGAGAAAAACCCUACAAAUGUAAUCAAUGUGAUAAAGCCUUUUCAAAAAACAGUUAUCUCAUGAUACAUCAAAGAACACAUACUGGAGAGAAACCCUACAAAUGUAAUCAAUGUGAUAAAGCCUUUUCAAAAGACAGUUAUCUCAUGAUACAUCAAAGAACACAUACUGGAGAGAAACCCUACAAAUGUAAUCAAUGUGGUAAAGCCUUUUUGCUAGACACUUAUCUCAUAAUACAUCAAAGAACACAUACUGGAGAGAAGCCCUACAAAUGUAACCAAUGUGGUAAAGCCUUUUCACAAGACAGUCAUCUUGCAGUACAUAAAAGAACACAUACUGGAGAAAAACCUUAUGAAUGUAACCAAUGUGGUAAAGCCUUUGCACGUCACAGUCAUCUUCAAAGGCAUGAAAGAAUUCAUACUGGAGAGAAACCUUAUGAAUGUAAUCAAUGUGGUAAAGCCUUUGCCCGUCAUGGUCAUCUUCAAAGGCAUGAAAGAACACAUACUGGAGAGAAACCCUAUGAAUGUAACCGAUGUGGUAAAGCUUAUGCAAGUUACAGUAGUCUCCAAAUACAUCAAAGAACACAUACUGGAGAGAAACCCUUUGAAUGUAACCAAUGUGGUAAAGCCUUUGCACAUUACAGCAGUCGCCAAACACAUCAACGAACACAUACUGGAGAGAAACCCUAUGAAUGUAACCAAUGUGGUAAAGCCUAUACCUCUCACAGAACUCUCCAAACACAUCAAAGAACACAUACUGGAGAAAAACCCUAUGAAUGUAAUCGAUGUGGUAAAGCCUUUACGUGUCAAAAAACUCUCCAAAUACAUCAAAGAACACAUACUGGAGAGAAACCCUAUGAAUGUCAGCAAUGUGGUAAAGCUUUUGCACAUCACAAUUGUCUCAAAAUACAUCAAAGAAUACACUAGAAAGAAACCCUAUGAAUGUAACUAACGUGAUAAUGACUUUGCACAUUCCAGUAGUCGCCUAAUACAUAAAAGAACACAUACUAGCAAGAAACCCUAUGAAUGUAACCAAUGUGAUAGAGCCUUUGCACAUCACAGUUAUCUUCAAAAGCAUGAAAGAAUUCAUACUGGAGAGAAACCCUAUGAAUGUCAGCAGUGUGGUAAAGACUUUGCACGUCACAGUAAUUUCCAAAUCCAUCAAAGAACACAUACUGGAGAGAAAAACGUUUGAAUGUCAGCAAUGUGGUAAAGACUAUGCACAUCACAGUAAUCUCCAAAUACAUCAAAGAACACAUACUGGAGAGAAAACAUGGAUGUCAGCAAUGUGGUAAAGCUUUUACAAAUCACAAUUAUCUCAAAGUAUACCGAAGAAUACAUACUGGAGAGCAACCCUAUUAAUGUAAUCAAUAUGGUAAAGCCUUUGCUUGUCACGGUCAUCUUCAAAGGCAUGAAAGAAAUACUGGAGAGAAGCUCUAUAUGAGUAUUUAAUAUGGUGAAGCCUUUGUACAUUUCAUCAUCAUGAAAGAAUUCAUACUGGAGAGAAACCUUAUGAAUGUGUUAAAAUGGUGACAACUUUGCAUAUUUCUAUAGUCUUAAUCGUAAUAAAUUCAUACUGGAGAGAAAUUCUGUGAAUGUAAAAAAGUGUGGUAAGGCCUUUGUGUCAUAGGGUCCAACACAACUCAAAUACCAGGUCAAUGCAAAUGAGAAGACUUUAUUGUAAUCAACUCAUUGCUAAUUGAUGAGGGCCACAGAACAUGCUUGAGAGAUGAACUGUGACACUCACCUCUACCUCUUAGCCAGAAUUUUACAUUUUUUUUAGAUUUAUUAUUUAGACAACAUUCUACCUGCAUACCAGAUCUUACUAUAGAUGCUUGUGAGCCACCAUGUGGUUGCUGGGAAUUGAACUCAGGAUGCUUGGAAGAACAGCGAGUGUUCUUAAGCUCUGAGCCAUCUCUCUAGCCCCCAUUACAGAACUUUUAAGUUUGAAAACCAUAAACAUCUGUGCUGUAACUUGUUACAGUUAUAUUUUUCCACUAAAUCAGGAUUUAGAAAUAGGGCCUUUCCUUAUGUAGUUGAUUUAUGUCAACUGAUACAGAAUGUAGGUUUUACAGUAAAACAAUCAUAUCUAUUUGUUCUUUUGUCAUUAGGAACAACCAUUAUGUUUUGAGGAACAAAACAUGAAUAACACAAGCUAUGGUUAAGUGUCACUUGUGGAGAGCCGAGACUCAGACGCCACUAGGUGGCGCUGACAUCUCGCCCUCAAAACUGUAAACCUACAGGGCGCAUGCGUAGAUUGCGUAAGCACGCUAAGAAUUGCGUAGGCACGCCGGGUAAGAGUGAGCAGCCAAUCGGUAUUGACAUGUCACAAGCCCGCUAAGCAUAAUGGGCCCAAGUCAUCAGGCGGGGUAAAAGUGAGCAGCCAGUCAGGGUAUUCACACGUCACUCAGGUGCGACCCGGGCUUAUAUAAACAGCGCCACAUCGGGGGCUCUCUCUCUCCUCUCCUUUCAUCGUGUGACUAAUAAAGGUUUUGUUGCAGAAGAAUUCCUGUGGUCGCGUGCGUUUCUGCCGGCGAAACGCUCACGUGGCUCCCAACAUCUGGUGCCGAAACUCGGGAACAGUGCUGGGAAGAAAACAAUCCAUUCUGGGUACCGGAGCCCCUCACGUGAAAGCUCGUGACAGCUGAAGAUGAUCUUUCAACAGACACACCUGCUACUGCUUAAAGAAUCAAGGACAGCGAGGAGGACCACUAAUUCUACUCGAGUGGAUUCAUUGCCCACAGACUGGCUUUACCCUGGGUUUCUUCUGCCUUUUCUUACUUCAGAUUGGGUGGGGGCGGAAUGUUUGGUGUAGCAUUGUGUUGUGGCUUAGUGUUUUUUACUCUGGUUGUUCUGCAAACUCAAUACCCAAAACAAACGUGACUAGGUCACAAUCGCGCAAGCACUAGCACCCUUGGAACAAGGAUCAUCUCCCAAAAAUUUGGUUAUCCAUGUUAAAAAAUUAAAACAGACUGUGACACUCAGUCGAUGCACCUCAGGGGUUUCACCCAUUGCACUGAGUCGAUGAGUGAUCCAGGUUAAUGUUGCCUUUGCCUAAACGGUUAUGGUACCUAGAUAGGAGGGUGACAGCUCUUGCACUCCCUGGAAUUUUAUUCCAUUGCACGGGAAUGAGUGUCACCUCCUUUUUAAAAUGUGGUACCUAGAUAGGAGGGUGACAGCUCUUGCACUCCCUGGAAUUUUAUUCCAUUGCACGGGAAUGAGUGUCACCUCCUUUUUAAAAUCUUCUCCCCUAGCCCCUGCACCCAGAGAACUCGUUUCCAUUGCACCUGGUGGGGUAAGGGAGUAAUCUAAAGCUCUUGAUCGCUUACUCCCCAAAGAAGGAGUUUGCUUGAUCGAGCUUAGGGCCCUCUUGUACCGUGCUUAUAGGCUUUUAGGCAGUUUUCAUUUAUUUAUAACGAAAAGGGAGAUGUGGAGAGCCGAGACUCAGACGCCACUAGGUGGCGCUGACAUCUCGCCCUCAAAACUGUAAACCUCCAGGGCGCAUGCGUAGAUUGCGUAAGCACGCUAAGAAUUGCGUAGGCACGCCGGGUAAGAGUGAGCAGCCAAUCAGGGUAUUGACACGUCACAAGCCCGCUAAGCAUAAUGGGCCCAAGUCAUCAGGCGGGGUAAAAGUGAGCAGCCAGUCAGGGUAUUCACACGUCACUCAGGUGCGACCCGGGCUUAUAUAAACAGCGCCACAUCCGGGGCUCUCUCUCCUCUCCUUUCAUCGUGUGACUAAUAAAGGUUUUGUUGCAGAAGAA